GAAGAAAAGUCAAAAUUGUAAACACGAGAGGUCAAUAAACCCGCAAGGUCGCUGGUUUUUCACGUUUUUCUCCGAGACGGAAAUCUUGUCAUUGAUAAAUUAGAAUCUUAAAAAGUUCAUUAAUGUUAUCUUCAGGAAGAUGGGUAAUGAAUGGGGGAAGAACAGCAGUUCUAGCCAGAACAUUCUGCUACAAAACUAUCAAGAGACCCCAGUAUAAGGAUGCGCCCCAGAAGAAGCCAAUGCGGGAAUUUCCUGAGGAGAAUUUCUCAUUGGCAAAGCAAAUUUCUGCUCGAAUUCAGGCUACAGGCCCCAUAACUCUAGCUACGUAUAUGAAGGAGAUCCUGACAAAUCCCUCCGGUGGGUACUACAUGUCCAAGGAUGUUUUUGGGAAGGAGGGGGAUUUCAUAACGUCCCCGGAAGUCGGGCAGAUUUUUGGGGAACUUGUGGCUGUGUGGAUUCUCACGGAAUGGCAGAAGAUUGGCUCACCCAAGCCCAUUCAGCUGGUUGAGUUGGGUCCUGGACGAGGAACUCUCACCCAGGACAUUCUCCGUGUUCUCUCACAGCUCGAUCUCUCCUCACCUGACCUCUCAGUGCAUCUCGUGGAAAUUAGUCCGUACAUGUGUCAAGCACAAGCCAAUCGUCUCUGCUUGAGUCACAACGAAGUCACGGAUCCAGAGUCAAAGCAUCACUAUGCCGGAGAGAUGGUCUCUGGGGUACAGGUGUUCUGGUAUAAACGCCUUGAGGAUGUUCCGAGGAAUUUUUCCGUUAUCUAUGCCCAUGAGUUCUUCGAUGCUCUCCCAAUUCACAAACUUGAGCGACAAGACAAUGUCUGGAAGGAGAUUUUGGUGGAUAUUGAUCCCGAUAAGAAGGAAGCUUUUCGCUUUUUAGUAUCCAGAGGAGAAACUCCAGCUUCCAAGGUAUUUUCCCAGCUAUCUGGAGAUUUUUCCGACAAACGGGAUCACAUUGAAUUCUCCCUUGAUACGUUUAGUGUGAUCAAUCACAUAGCUGAGCGUUUGGAGGAGGACGGAGGCUUCAGUCUCAUUAUGGAUUACGGUCAUCUUGGGGAUAAGACAGACACGUUCCGGGCUUUCAGACAACAUAAACUGCAGGAUCCUCUUGAAAAUCCAGGACAAGCUGAUCUAACUGCUGAUGUGGAUUUCAAGCAGCUGACAUUUAUGGCUGAGAAGACGCAGAAAGUCAUCACUUAUGGCCCUAUUGCUCAAGCUGACUUCCUCAAGAACAUGGAAGGUGAUGCGAGAUUGCAGGUGCUCCUGGAGAACGCCAGACCGGAUCAGAAGAAGGAUUUGGAGACAGGAUACGACCUCCUGACGCAUCCAGAUAAAAUGGGUCAGAGAUUCAAAUUCUUCGCCUUAUUUCCCACUGUUUUGCAGAAAAUCCUCCAGAAACUUCCUCCCUCUGGGUUUAGUAGUCAACAAUAAAGGACUUCCGGAUUCAACAAUAAA
Messenger RNA from Lutzomyia longipalpis, 1463 nucleotides. Its product is annotated as protein arginine methyltransferase NDUFAF7 homolog, mitochondrial. The record is from RefSeq and is a predicted model, not a curated record. Lineage: Eukaryota; Metazoa; Arthropoda; Insecta; Diptera; Psychodidae. Gene Ontology annotation, biological process: mitochondrial respiratory chain complex I assembly. Gene Ontology annotation, cellular component: mitochondrion. Gene Ontology annotation, molecular function: protein-arginine omega-N symmetric methyltransferase activity. Bases 123 to 1439 code for a protein of 438 amino acids. The transcript has 3 exons.